GACAAGGAAUAUCCAGAAGGCAGCAAGGGAGUGGUGAGACCCGGCAGCUGGAAUCAGCUCCACCACCAGCUCUAUUCCUUUGCUCCCACUCCUCGCUGCAGGUUAUCUGGGGAUGUGCUACCCCUAAACCAGGCUGCUGGGUUCUUGGAGAGAGCUGCAGGCUGUCAGCAGAGUCAGGUGGAUGUCUUUGUUUCCUGGAUAGGAAAACUGGAAAAAUGUGAGCUGAAUACUCACACUUUUAUGUACAGUUAAAAUUGCCUGUUCCCAUCCCUGAGGUCCAGAGUCUUGGAGGUGACUGAUGGGAGUGUUUUCUGUGUGCCAGAGUGUGGCUGGCUGCAAACAGCCUUGAGGUGAAGAGAAAAGAGAGCUUUGAGUUAAAAGUAGCUCCUGCUUUUAGGAGUCCACAGGCCACUUGCUGUUGGUUUGAUCAGUGACCCAGAGCUCACCAGAGCUGUAAACAUCACAUCUGCCCCAAAGCGUGUCCCACCCUUGCAAAUUGCUCAUGCAAAUGUAAUCUGUGUUGGACUGAGUGGAAAAAUGCAUUAUUACCUCUCCAAAUAAAAGGAGUGCAAUUGCAUGCAAAGCUUACAGUUCUUUGGAUAGGUAUGGAGGAAUUAGAUAAUUUCUCUUCCACUCCAGGGGUUGAAAAAACCCUAAAUUGUGACUUUUUCAAGUCAAGGGGGGAGAGUAGAGAAUGGUGUUGGGUGGUCAGGUUUAGAUGAGAGUGUUUUGGACCAUCUGAGACAUUUUACACCCACUUCUUGUGUUGUCCAGUAGUUCACAGGGGCGAGAUAAGGGGUCUGAAAUAUCUAAAUAGACACUGAAAGGCAUGGGCAGGAUUAAGGGUUGAAGGUUUCCAGUGUGCUUGUGGAGCAGUGGGAAGAAAAGGGCUCCCAAAUAUUAAAAGAUACAAAAUACUCUGAAACAAGAAGCAUUAUGCCUCAUGGGAACACUGCCUUCAAGGGAUGCAUCAAACCCAAAUCCAAGCGGGCAUUAAGGAAAAACAAUCCAUGGCAAUGAAAUCCUGCCUCCCUUGUAGGCAGUCAGUUUUGUGUUGGACUUCAAGGGAGCCAGGAACUCGCCCCUAGAGGUUAUUAAACUCCUUUGUAAUAACAGCACUUCUCUCAAAACCCUUUACGCCAGGCGCUGGGGCUGGGAUAGCCAAAAAGCAGCCUGAAUAGAAAAAUAUGCUGCAGAUGGCAGAGAAAACACUCAGAAAUAUUCAUUCCCCCCAGCCCAAUUGCUCCCCAAAUGGGAAUAUUUAGGCAGAAAGCUGCAGCAGGGCAAAUCCAGAGCUGGGGAUCAGGUAGGAUACCCUUUUUCCAGGGUAAGAGGUCUCCCAGAGUGAAGCUGACUGCUCCAAGCAUUCCCAAUCCCUUCCCAAACGUCUUUGAGGGGGUGCUGUGGGGGGGUGAACAGUUACAGUUUGGGUUUGCCAGUGUGCUGUGCAAUGGGUUGUGAGACCCCAGAGAUGCAAUGUGGUGGGCAGGUUUUUCUGUUUAUUUUACUGUUGUCUUUCUCAUGGGAUGGGAAACCACUGCAAAGACCACAAAAAGCAGCCUGGAGCGGUGUCUGAAGUUUUUCAUCUCCAGGAACGAGCAUUACCCAAACUGAAGGAAAAUACACUGCGCAAAAUAUUAAGAAAACUCCUUUUUAAAAAACAAAUUUCUUUGGAGAAGCUGAUUUCCUUUGGCUAGCAGGAGAAAGCGGAGAAAAUGAAGCCAAGUCUGCGAUUUUUCUUAGCUGGUUUUCUGCUGUUGAUUCUGCAGACAGGGCUUUGCUAUGGGAUAAAAUGGAUAGCUCUGUCCAAGACUUCUUUGGCUUUGGCCCUUAAUCAAACCCAGCACUGCAAGCAGCUCGAAGGGCUGGUGGUUUCUCAGGUGCAGCUGUGCCGCAGCAACCUGGAGCUGAUGCAGACCAUUAUUCAGGCAGCGCGGGAGGUGAUAAAGACCUGCCGGAAAACCUUUUCAGACAUGAGGUGGAACUGCUCUUCAAUAGAGCUGGCUCCUAACUACCUGCUGGACCUAGACAGAGGCACAAGGGAGUCAGCAUUUGUAUAUGCCCUCUCUGCUGCUGCCAUCAGCCACACCAUUGCCAGAGCCUGCACCACCGGGGACCUCCCUGGCUGUUCCUGUGGUCCCAUCCCAGGUGAGACACCUGGACCUGGGUAUCGAUGGGGAGGAUGUGCAGACAACCUCAACUAUGGUCUUAUCAUGGGGUCCAAAUUUUCAGAUGCUCCCAUGAAGAUGAAAAAAUCAGGAUCACAAGCCAAUAAACUGAUGCAUCUGCACAACAGUGAAGUAGGGAGACAGGUCUUGAAAGCCUCUCUUGAAAUGAAAUGCAAGUGCCAUGGAGUUUCUGGGUCAUGCUCUAUCAAGACCUGUUGGAAAGGCCUUCAAGAGCUGCGAGACAUUGCACUGGACCUCAAAACCAAAUAUUUAUCUGCCACCAAGGUUGUUCACCGGCCCAUGGGCACACGCAAAUACCUGGUGCCAAAGGAUAUUGAUAUCAGGCCAGUCAAAGAGACUGAGCUGAUUUACCUGCAGAGCUCACCUGAUUUCUGCAUGAAGAAUGAAAAAGUGGGGUCACAUGGGACCCAGGACAGGAGUGCAUGGAGGGAAAGAGAGAAUCCCAGGUCCCAGUACAGCAGGCAGUGCAACAAGACUUCCAACGGGAGUGACAGCUGCGACCUGAUGUGCUGUGGCAGAGGCUACAACCCCUACAUGGACAAGGUGGUGGAGCGUUGCCACUGCAAAUAUCACUGGUGCUGCUACGUGACCUGUAAGAAGUGCGAGAGGACUGUCGAGAGAUAUGUGUGCAAAUGAAACCUCUCCUCUGCACACCUGGGAGCUCAGACUGCAGCAGCAGCACCCCAGCACUAUUCAGAGAAGACAUUUCCUUGACCAGACAUCGUUUAUCUUGUAAAGACACAGACUUGAGGAGAGAUGGUAGGAGGAAAAGCAGCAAUCUCACCAGUAAAAAUAAGAACAUAAAAAAACCUCCCAAAAAGCAACAGACCCACAAAUGUUUCUCCUCACCAAUAAAAUGCUCUCUGAGAAGACAAAGCUUCAUUUGGGAUGGUAUCUUCUUCCAAAAUAUUUCCUGUGGCUGCCAAUGAUGUCCAGCAAUCAAGUGCCUUAGUAUUCUGAGAAAUAAAUAUGGAAACUUUCCCUGGGGGGAAAAAAAAGCACCAUUUGUUUGACAGUAACUAAGGCUCACACCAGCCUGUGCCUUCUAGCACAGGUACUGAAUCUCCAUUAGGACCAUUCCACAAGGGAAAAUGCUACAACUUUUCAGCAACACCUGCCUUUGCUGCCAAAGACUUAAUUUUCAGCGAGGAAUCAUCCAUUCUGAAAGAUAAAAAAGUGGAAAGAUUUCAGGUCUAUCCCCUGAAAUGAGCAACUAAUUCUAAUCUUUCUUUUACACAGGUCUGCGACUUUGAGCUGAUUGCUGAAGGAAAAUAUAUCCUUAAUUUGUCCAGUCUGGACAAAUGAAAAAAAUCCCCUGGAAUCCUGGAGGCAGUGGGAGUAGGGUAGGCUGAGAAGGACUUUAUGGGGUCCACAAGACAGCAGUGGAGUCUUUAGGAAAAAAUAACAAAGCGAAAUCCAAGUCUAGUGGGAAAGUAAAGAAAAGCAGCAAGCUCCUGCUCUCUAUCUCUUUGGCCCUUGGGUGUGAUACCCUUAGUCACUGACAUUCUUCCACACUGACCCACCAAAUCCUUGGGGAAAUGUGCCACUGGCUUCUUCCCCCACAAAACUAUUGGUCCAACCUCAGGAAACUGCAGAGAGUGGAGUGAUCUGGCUAUAGGGAGCACAUCCAUGGAAGUUAGCAUCCAUGGAAGUCAGCAUCCACGGAAGUCAGCAGCUACUCACAGCAGGAAGGAAUGGGAACAUGUCAGUCUUUCACGUGGCUCUGCCCUCACACAGCAGAGCACCACUAUCUGUGGCUGUACAUAUUUUCUUUUGUAUGCAGAUAUACAGAAAUAUUUAUAUCUUGUGCUUUCAUCUACUUUACUUCCUACCUAAAUAUAUCCUCAUAUUAUAAACAAGCAUUAACAAUAGUAUGAAAUAAAUGCUGAAGUUACUGCUGCAACAGCAGAAUGUUAGAUUAUUGUUUCACACUUCUACUUGGAAAACAAUUCUGAUUUUCCUCCCAAGGAUGGGACAAUAACAUGGUUUGAGGCACUCACUGGUAUAGGGAUAGAUAAGUUUCUUUAUUCCCUGCCUCCCCAGCCUCUUAAUGUUGAGCAGAAUUAGCCAAGACACAGUCAAGACAAUGAAACAGAACACUUGGAGAAAGGAAGAGUCACCAUUGCUGUUUCAUUUUUCUAUCAGUGAUCACUCUCAUUGCUAAAAUUUCCCAGCAAUCACUCAAACUGGUAAAAUUAAGCCCCUGAGGAACUUAAUAACAAACAUGACUCACACCUCUCAUGUCAUGGGUAGUUGGCUUCUGGCUCCUGCACAUGGAGAGGAGCUGCUGUGCAGGGGAGUUUUUAAAAUAGCCUAAGAUCUCUUAUUUGCUUUUUUGUUUGUUAUUGUUUGUUGUUUCAUUUGGGGUUUUUUGGGGGGGUUUGGGUUUUUGUUGUUGUUUGUUUGUUUUGUUUGUUUGUUUGGGGUCUUGGGGGGGAUUUUUUGUUUUGGUUUAUUUUUAGUGGUCAUCCAGCCCUGUGUACUGAUUAUGAAAAGUGACUUUGGAGAAGGAUGCUGUUCCAGGAACAGAAGGCAGCAGAGCUUCUGAUGUCUUUCAGAUCAUUCUUGAGCUCCCCAGCCCCAUGCAAAAUGCUGUAAACAGCCAAAAAAUCACUCCUACACAAAUGUAGAGGGACUCUGUCACUUUCACUAGGGGAAAAUAUGUCAGUAACACCACAACCUUUCUCCAAAUCUUUUUUUCCCCACUUAGCCAAUCCCUAGGGGGCAACUGCCUCUGACAUGUCUGUGAGCAGCCCUGGGGAAUUGGAAGAGAGAAGCAUCAUGUGCUAUAAUAGCAACAUUAGAGGCAUUUUGUUCUCUUCAGCUAUUCUGCUUUGCUGUAAUGGGUUUGGUCUUGUUGCCUCCUUCCAUCCCCCAGUUAUGAGCAGGCAAAAAAAAGAGCUUUCAUAGUUUAACAGUGGUUUGUGUUAUUGUCACCUCAUAAAAGCUGAGGGACUAAAACAUCUCUGCAGUGCAGUGAUGAGUGGUGGGUGUCUUUAGGCUGACAUGCAGACAGGCUGGUGGCACAAAUCCCACUGCUCUCCAAUGCCAGAAUUUGGCUUCAUUUGAUAUGUAAAGAAACCAUCCACUCUCAUUCUUUUAAGGAAUUUUAUUUUUAUUUCCAGUUUCUGAUGGUGCCAACAAGGCACAGAUGUUCUGACUGAAGAAAAAUUUGAGCAUUUCAAUGCUAUUCUGUAAUGAUUCUUUUUCUUGCUCCCUUGCUGAUGUCAUGAGUCUUUCUGCUUGGUGAAAAACUAGUAAAAAGGAAGAAAUUGUCUGUGCAUA
Molecule: messenger RNA, 5474 nt
Organism: Zonotrichia albicollis (white-throated sparrow)
Lineage: Eukaryota; Metazoa; Chordata; Aves; Passeriformes; Passerellidae
Gene: WNT11
Product: Wnt family member 11
Biological process (GO): multicellular organism development; canonical Wnt signaling pathway; cell fate commitment
Cellular component (GO): extracellular region
Molecular function (GO): cytokine activity; frizzled binding
Source: RefSeq, a predicted model, not a curated record